CCGUUCCUGUCGACAUUCCAACGAAUACCCAUUUCUUCUGCCUAGCCCUUCGUCGAAACCCUCCAUUUAUUUUGGCCUUUUAUCCCCACUUUGUUCCCAUUUCAGUCAUGCAAGUUCAUACCCCAGGACUCUGAAUCCGGAGCAAACUUUGCUUAAAUUUAAUCGGUUUAAAUUUUUUGGGUUUCUGUGUCUCUGUACUUCAUAAUUCGGAUACUAUUUUUUGCGUUUUUUUUGCACUGGGACUGAAGAAUGUUAGCUUAGCUGCCUGCUGUUGUUCACUGUUAAAUGGUGGAUUCGGACGGGGAUAUAGCAUUGGAGAGUUCUGAUGCGCAGGAACUGAUUGCAUAUGACGACGAUUCCAUUGUAGAACCAUAUGAGGGUAUGGAAUUCGAAUCUGAAGAUGCUGCCAAGAUAUUUUAUGAUGAGUAUGCACGGCAUGUUGGAUUUGUCAUGCGUGUGAUGUCAUGCCGUCGGUCUGAAAGAGAUGGUAGGAUUCUUGCUCGUCGACUUGGGUGUAAUAAGGAGGGACACUGUGUUAGUAUUCGAGGUAAAUUUGGGCCGGUUCGAAAACCACGAGCAAGUACAAGGGAAGGUUGUAAGGCAAUGAUUCACGUAAAGUAUGAUAAAUCCAGUAAAUGGGUGAUUACAAAAUUCAUAAAGGAUCAUAAUCAUCCACUAGUGGUGUCCCCACGUGAAGCUCGUCAAACCUUGGAUGAGAAGGAUAAGAAAAUUCAAGAAUUAACUGCAGAGCUUCGGAACAAGAAACGGCUGUGCACAACAUAUCAGGAACAGCUAACGGCAUUUACUGAGAUUGUUGAAGAGUAUAAUGAACAGCUAUCCAAGAAAGUUCAAAAUGUAAGGGGCAAUAUUGAAGAAUUUGAGGCCAUAGAUCAGGAGCUUUCACAGCAUAGAUAGCCUUCAAUUGAGAGCUGCAGCCAUGUGGGAAAUCCAACUUAUCCGGGACUAUGCAGACAUGCAAUUACUGUUGGAGCUGCUUUAUGUGGUGAUGAUGGUGACCAGUUCAUGAGCUGCAAUUGCGCUUAAAUUUACUCGUUUUUGCGCAGCAACUUGAAAGCAUUGCCACGGUCCGAGUGCAUAUUUUGAAUGGUGCAGGAUAAUAUCCGAGAGAGAUACCAGAUGCCUAACUUCGGUUACAUGGAGCAUCG
Molecule: messenger RNA, 1166 nt
Organism: Pyrus x bretschneideri (Chinese white pear)
Lineage: Eukaryota; Viridiplantae; Streptophyta; Magnoliopsida; Rosales; Rosaceae
Product: protein FAR1-RELATED SEQUENCE 5
Exons: 4
Coding region: 286-915 (209 amino acids)
Source: RefSeq, a predicted model, not a curated record